Molecule: messenger RNA, 3454 nt
Organism: Nelumbo nucifera (sacred lotus)
Lineage: Eukaryota; Viridiplantae; Streptophyta; Magnoliopsida; Proteales; Nelumbonaceae
Gene: BON3
Product: Calcium-dependent phospholipid-binding Copine family protein
Biological process (GO): cellular response to calcium ion
Cellular component (GO): plasma membrane
Molecular function (GO): calcium-dependent phospholipid binding
Source: RefSeq, a predicted model, not a curated record
UUGCCGCGUCACCCAACUAUAACACACUACCUCUACCCACAAGAACKCUUCCCACGUUUACCUAUAACACACUACCUCUGCCCAGAUGAACUGUGGCUGCGAUGUUAUGUGGGCAGGAGAUCCGGACUCUAAUAUCUUGCUGUUUAUCCUCAACGGCGUUAUCUUGUUUGAACGUGGAUAUCGGAAAGACGUCACCCAACUAGACUCCUCACCGCUGGGCGCUGGCAUAUAUAUAUAUAUCAUCUCCUUCGUCGCUAACCAGAGGACGGAGCCACUGAUCACGGGGGCGGCUGAGUUGUCGCCUUGUCGGGAGCGUUGGGAGAAGUAGUGGGCCUGUGAUUUGCAAUGGUGACGUUUGAUCAAAUGCUUCUUUUAAGAGGGGAUUGGUGAUCUUUGGUGCUUGUGGUUGAGUUUCUGCCUUGACGAUAGGAACCAAAUGUUACAGAACUUUGCUCCCAAGAUGAUUGAACGAGUUUUGAGCCAAAAAUGAUUCACAGAAUCCGUGGAGGACGAUGGGACUGGCCCGACUGGGAAGGAUGUUGGAAGUUGUAUAUCAGAGUUCCCCUUCUUUGAAGCAUGACCUGUAUUUACGUGUGGAAUGAAUUGUAGGUGUACCUACCAUCUCUAAUCAACCGAAAUUUCUUUCGAAGUUGGUUUGCUCAAUCUCAGAGAUGAAAUUCAUCAGCAUCUGCUUCCAUGACUUGAAGUCUGCGCUUGCGUCAGCUUUGUUUAUUAGAAUAAAGUUAUUGUAAUUUGAUUUGAAUUGUUAUUCUACAUAUCUGUCCAAGUCUCCCAUUAUACUUGAGUUCAAUUUUGAACGUUCCCGCUAAGGAAACUGGAGGAACUUCCGCCUCUGUUCGACGAAUUGAAUCAAUCAAUUUAUUGCACCUGCCGAUUAAUAAAAUAUUCCUAUCAAAGACUCAACUCAGAAAGUAGAGCUUUUUAAACCCGGGAAUCCUUUCUCCUCCAUUUUGGUCAUUUCUCGACUAUCAUCGUUAGCGGCUUAGCGAACACAUCGAGGGGGAGAGGAAAAUAGUUAUCGACUUAUCGUUUAUUCGUUUUCAUCAUCAAAGAAAGUGAGAAACGUGCAAGACAGAAAUGGGUGGAUGCUUUUCGGACAUUAAGGGAGGACAACAAGCUAUAGGAGGCAACCAGCCUAGGCCUAGCGCCAUGAACAGUGAUCAGGGGGAUGAGCACAAUGAUGCUGUUGAUUAUUUCUACCGUUCUCGCGGUUUUUACGCUCUUUUCACGCAACUCGAGUUAUCGCUCUCUGCUGCAAAACUGCAUGAUCUUGACAUCUUUUCAAAGAGUGACCCUAUGGCUGUGGUGUUUGCAAAGAAAAGUGAUGGAACACUUGAGGAACGUGGUCGCACAGAAGUAAUACUGAACACAUUGGAUCCUGUUUGGAUUGGAAAAAUUCCCAUUGCUUAUCAGUUUGAGAUUAUUCAACCAUUAGUAUUCCAUGUCUUUGAUGUUGACACCAAAUAUCACAAUAUACCUGUGAAGAUGUUGAAGUUAAACGAGCAAGAAUUCCUUGGAGAAGCUACUUGUGUUCUAUCAGAGAUAGUGACUAAAAGUACCAGGAGUCUGACACUUAAUCUUCAAAGCAAAAACGGACAUGCAGGCAUUAAAAAAUUUGGGACACUUACAGUCCAUGCAGAGGAAACUGUUGUUUCAAGGCAGGCUGUAGAAAUUAUACUGCGUUGUUCCCACUUGGAAAACAAGGACCUCUUUUCUAAAAGUGAUCCUUUCUUAAGAAUAUCUAGAGUAAUUGAAAGUGGAGGUUCUGUUCCAAUUUGCAAGACAGAAGUUGUGAAUAACAACUUGAAUCCAACUUGGAAGCCCAUCCACCUGACUAUGCAGCAAUAUGGAAGCAAGGAUAACCCACUAAUUAUAGAAUGUUUCGAUUUCAACAGCAGUGGAAAACAUGAAAUUAUAGGGAAGCUUCAGAAGUCAGUUGCAGACCUGGAAAGACUUCACAAGGAAAAGAUUGGAGCAAAUUUUCACUUACCAUCUUCUGGUCGACAAGGCCAUGAGAAGAUUCUGAAGGGUCAGCUUUUUGUAGAUGGGUUUUGUGAGAAAUUGCUGUACAGUUUUUUGGAUUACAUCUCUAGUGGAUUUGAACUUAACUUUAUGGUUGCUGUUGAUUUCACAGCUUCAAAUGGAAAUCCUCGACUCCCGGAAUCUUUGCACUAUAUUGAUCCAUCAGGAAGACUGAAUGCUUACCAGCAGGCUAUACUUGAGGUUGGAGAGGUCAUUCAAGUCUAUGAUUCUGAUAAACAAUUUCCUGCUUGGGGUUUUGGAGGAAGGUCAAUUGAUGGUACAAUCUCUCAUUGUUUCAACUUGAAUGGAAAUGUUAGAGAGUGUGAGGUUAAAGGGAUAGAUGGCAUCCUUGCUGCCUAUGCAAGUGCUAUACAUAAUUUUUCUCUUGCAGGACCCACUUUAUUUGGCCAAGUUAUCAAUAAGGCUGCACAAAUAGCUAGCCAAUCCCUUUCGGCUAACCAGAACAAAUACUUUGUUUUACUCAUCAUUACAGAUGGAGUACUGACGGAUAUCCAAGAAACUAAAGAUGCUUUGGUUAGGGCAUCUGAUUUACCAUUGUCGAUACUUAUAGUUGGAGUGGGAAAUGCAGAUUUUAAAGAAAUGGAGAUCCUCGAUGCCGACAAUGGGCAACGUUUAGAGAGUUCAACAGGUCGCAUUGCCACACGUGACAUUGUGCAGUUUGUUCCAAUGCGUGAGGUGCAUGGUGGACAGCUAUCUGUUGUUCAAGCUCUCUUGGAAGAAUUGCCUAGUCAGUUUCUGAUGUACAUGGGGAGUAGGGAUAUCAAACCAUGCUUUGCUAAUGAAGGCCCAACUGCUGCAUGAGAAGGCUAUCUUUGGUGGCCAUAGGCGAUGAGGCGAGAUCGGCUUCAGUGAUCAUGCCAUUCGCACAGCCUUUUACAGCCGUGCAUUGGGAAUAUUUCCAUACUUGUAUGCUUCUUUUCAUGGGGAGAUAGGGGAGAUAAUCCCAAUGCAAAGCUGCAAGGGACUGUGCAAACAGUGUGAGACGGUCUUGUGAGGACCAAAUUCAAUUUCAUCACAGGCUGGCCUAUAAUUCUUGUAGACCUGGAUGUAUCUCUUUUCUUAAGUUUAUAAUGUUUUAAGUUCUUUAUUUUGGUUGAUGACCGAGUGGUUGAAUGGUCAGUUGGCGUCCCUCUGAAUAUGAGGCAUGGGAUCAAACCACGCAACUGCAGGCUUUCCAUGGUAAGGUCUGUGGAUCUCACAUGCUCCCUGCUCUGUUUCCACCCCUUAAUCCCCCUGUAAUGUGUAAUUUGUAUUAUCGAAAUGUUCUUUAUUUUGAACCAUUCAUUGGAGCUUACUUUUGUGUUAUGGAGGUCACCAAAGGCCAAAACUGUGUAAAUAACUAGAUAUUCUGUUCUUAUUGCUGAACGUUGUAGUGACAGCAUUCUUUGUA